Messenger RNA from Odobenus rosmarus divergens (Pacific walrus), 3383 nucleotides. RefSeq names its product calcium channel, voltage-dependent, beta 1 subunit (gene CACNB1). The transcript is spliced from 14 exons. Gene Ontology annotation, cellular component: voltage-gated calcium channel complex. The record is from RefSeq and is a predicted model, not a curated record. Gene Ontology annotation, biological process: chemical synaptic transmission; regulation of voltage-gated calcium channel activity; calcium ion transmembrane transport. Lineage: Eukaryota; Metazoa; Chordata; Mammalia; Carnivora; Odobenidae. The coding region runs from base 214 to 2007 and encodes 597 amino acids. Gene Ontology annotation, molecular function: protein binding; high voltage-gated calcium channel activity.
AGAUGCUGAGCCUUCAGGGGCGGAGGAGGCGGCGGCGGCAGAGGAGAGAGCGGGAGGAGGGACGCGAGGCAGGAAGAGGGCAGCCGAAGGCCGGGCCAGGUGGCUGGAGCGGGUGCCGGCUGCGCUGCGCGGCUCUCGGUUCCGACGGCCUCUCUCAUUCGCUGAGGGCGCCCGGCUGGGCCGGGCCGGCAGCCGGAGGGGAGGCUCCUCUCCAUGGUCCAGAAGACCAGCAUGUCCCGGAGCCCUUACCCACCCUCCCAGGAGAUCCCCAUGGAGGUCUUCGACCCCAGCCCGCAGGGCAAAUACAGCAAGAGGAAAGGGCGGUUCAAAAGGUCGGAUGGGAGCACGUCCUCAGAUACGACAUCCAACAGUUUUGUCCGCCAGGGCUCGGCGGAGUCCUACACCAGCCGACCAUCGGACUCUGACGUGUCUCUGGAGGAGGACCGGGAAGCCCUAAGGAAGGAAGCAGAGCGCCAGGCAUUAGCCCAGCUCGAGAAAGCCAAGACCAAGCCGGUGGCAUUUGCUGUGCGAACAAAUGUCGGCUACAACCCAUCUCCCGGGGAUGAGGUGCCGGUGCAGGGAGUGGCCAUCACCUUCGAGCCCAAGGAUUUCCUGCACAUCAAAGAGAAAUAUAAUAACGACUGGUGGAUUGGGCGACUGGUGAAGGAGGGCUGUGAGGUUGGCUUUAUCCCCAGCCCUGUCAAACUGGACAGCCUGCGCCUCCUGCAGGAACAGAAGCUGCGCCAGAACCGCCUCAGCUCCAGCAAAUCAGGUGACAACUCCAGCUCCAGCCUAGGAGACGUGGUGACUGGCACCCGCCGCCCCACACCCCCUGCCAGUGCCAAACAGAAGCAGAAGUCGACAGAGCAUGUGCCCCCCUAUGACGUGGUACCUUCCAUGAGGCCCAUCAUCCUGGUGGGACCGUCGCUCAAGGGCUAUGAGGUUACAGACAUGAUGCAGAAAGCUUUAUUUGACUUCCUGAAGCAUCGAUUUGAUGGCAGGAUCUCCAUCACUCGUGUGACGGCAGACAUUUCCCUGGCUAAGCGCUCAGUUCUCAACAACCCCAGCAAACACAUCAUCAUUGAGCGCUCCAACACACGCUCCAGCCUGGCUGAGGUUCAGAGCGAGAUCGAGCGAAUCUUCGAGCUGGCCCGGACCCUUCAGUUGGUUGCUCUGGAUGCUGACACCAUCAACCACCCAGCCCAGCUCUCUAAGACCUCACUGGCCCCCAUCAUUGUUUACAUCAAGAUCACCUCUCCAAAGGUACUUCAGAGGCUCAUCAAGUCCCGAGGGAAGUCUCAGUCCAAACACCUCAAUGUCCAAAUAGCGGCCUCCGAGAAGCUGGCGCAGUGUCCCCCCGAAAUGUUUGACAUCAUCCUGGACGAGAACCAAUUGGAGGACGCCUGCGAGCACUUGGCCGAAUACUUGGAAGCCUAUUGGAAGGCCACACACCCGCCCAGCAGCACUCCGCCCAAUCCGCUGCUGAACCGUACCAUGGCUACUGCGGCUCUGGCCGCCAGCCCUGCCCCUGUCUCCAACCUCCAGGGACCCUACCUUGCUUCCGGGGACCAGUCGCUGGAACGGGCCACCGGGGAGCACGCCAGUGUGCACGAGUACCCCGGGGAGCUGGGCCAGCCCCCGGGCCUUUACCCCAGCAGCCACCCACCAGGCCGGGCGGGCACCCUGCGGGCACUGUCUCGCCAAGACACGUUUGAUGCCGACACCCCUGGCAACCGAAACUCUGCCUACACGGAGCUGGGAGACUCAUGUGUGGACAUGGAAACGGACCCUUCAGAGGGGCCAGGGCUCGGAGACCCUGCAGGGGGCAGCACCCCACCAGCCCAGCAGGGAUCCUGGGAGGAUGAGGAAGACUAUGAAGAGGAGCUGACCGACAACCGGAACCGUGGCCGGAAUAAGGCCCGCUACUGCGCAGAGGGUGGGGGCCCAGUUUUGGGGCGCAACAAGAAUGAGCUGGAAGGCUGGGGGCGAGGUGUCUACAUCCGCUGAGAAGCAGGGGCCACAUAGUGGCCCAGGGGAGGGGAGGGACCAAGGGGCUCACCACGGGGGUGUAUCUUUCCUCCAGGGGGCGCUGUCUCCCUCUCAGAUGCCUUCGCUGGAUGGUUGGGGUUUCUUUGGUGGUAGCAUCCCAGCUCCUGGGAUUCCCUUAAAGCCCAGCUGUAGGUUUUCACUUACUGCUGUGGGUGGAUGGGGGGAUGCCCACCUUUCUGCAGUGUCCCUUUUCCCCCACCUCAGGGGGCUCUCUCUGCUCACUCCCAGAGAAAAGGUGCACUUCUUUAACUCUUUAUACUUGGGGCUCUAAAUAAGGGUCCUAAAUGGGGUAGCCCUUUCUUUCCCCAACCUGGAGUAUUUGGGAAUGGUAAGGGGGCUUCCAUAGACUCCUUCCCGUGAGGGCUCUCUUCCCUGAACCCCAGAUCCAGGUUCCUUCACCAUGCCCACCCUUCUCCCAGCUUCCUGGCAGCAUUGUCUGGUGGGUGAAAGGUACAGAAUAGAAGCCCCAUGGGGAACUUGUCUUGGUGAGGGGUCUGGGUAGAGAGCGGCAGGCAUCAAAUGCACUGCCCUCUGCCAGACCUGGACCCCUGAGGAGCGGGCAGCCGGAGACCCUGCUACCCACCCCACCACUUCCAUGCCUCAGCCUCCGCCUGCGCCAGGAAUGAGCUUUGCCUACAACCUCCCUUGCCUACUGCCAUUAGAAGAGGGGGCCCCUGUGCGUCUGAGCCCCCCACCCCAUUUCACCUGGGUGUGGCACCCAUGGAACACUCUAGUCCGCCUCAUUUUGAAACCAAAAAAACUGCUCCUUCACUUUUGCCCGGAGGCCCCAGGGGAGAGGCCCUGUGGGUUGGUGCCCAAGAGGUAAUCGCUGCCCCAGGGGUCACCUCGGGGCCUUGGAUCUCCCCUGGGGGCUUGGCUGCUGCUGGUCUUGCUCUGCAUUUGCCUCUUGUGAUCCUGUCCUUCUUCCACGUCCACUCCCCCCCAGGAGAUGCCUUGGUACCCCCUCUGGCCCCCCCAGUGGUCCUCAGCCUAGUGUCCCUACAGCCCCGCAGCCCUGCCCCUCCCCAGCACGCAGUGGGGCCAGAGAGCCGACUGUGCCAACGAGGACUGGGCCCUGCCCGGCUGCCCGCCUCGGGGAUGGGCACCUCAUGCCUAUCUCACCACCUCCUGUGCCAGUGUUGGCCCCCCCCACCUGGGGUGGGGUGCAGCUUCCACUCACUGGUUAGAAGACACCACUGCCCAGUCUCCCCCCACCCCCUCCCUGUCUGGUGUCCUGUGCCCCCAAUCUGUCUGUCUGUCCGUCUGUACUCCCCUAGAAGUAUUUGGCCACAUAUAAAACCGCCGUCCUGUCCUUUGCCGCCGCCUCCCGAGCC